Solanum stenotomum is the source of this 998-nucleotide messenger RNA. Its product is annotated as DNA-directed RNA polymerase V subunit 7-like. Gene Ontology annotation, molecular function: single-stranded RNA binding; single-stranded DNA binding. The transcript has 2 exons. Lineage: Eukaryota; Viridiplantae; Streptophyta; Magnoliopsida; Solanales; Solanaceae. The record is from RefSeq and is a predicted model, not a curated record. Gene Ontology annotation, biological process: DNA-templated transcription initiation. The coding region runs from base 147 to 689 and encodes 180 amino acids.
AAACACGUGUCUAAUAAUUAGACUAUGAAUGAAAAAAGGACUAAACUGAACCCAAUUGAAAAUAACAUAACCCUUACCGUCUCGGUCUCGGUCGCCGUCGCCAUCGCCAUCGCCAUCGCCGGUUUCUCCACAAAAGGUCAUAUAAAAUGUAUUUGAAAUCUCAAUUGUCAUGGAACGUGAUAAUCCCUGCUGAGAACCUUGAUGUUGAAGGUUUAAUGCUUCAGAAGGCAAUUGUUAUUCGCCUCCUGGAUGACUUUGCUUCCAAGAAGGCCUCCAAAAAUCUUGGUUACUUUAUGGCUCUUACUACAUUGGAGAGGAUUGGGGAAGGGAAAGUUCGAGAACACACUGGUGAUGUGCUUUUCCCUGUAGAAUUCAGCUGCAUUACCUUCAAGAUAUUCCGUGGAGAGAUUUUGGAAGGGGUUGUUGACAAGAUCUUGAAGCACGGUGUCUUCUUGAGAUGUGGCCCCACCGACAAGGUAUACCUCUCUCAUCAGAAGAUGGCUGAUUAUAAGUAUGUGCCUGGAGAAAAUCCCAUCUUUAUGAAUGAGAAGAUGUCAAGAAUUGAGAAAGACACCGUGGUGCGUUUCAUUGUGGUUGGAGCAAGGUAUGUGGAGGCAGAGAAGGAAUUCCAGGCAGUUGUGAGCUUGGAGGGUGAUUACCUCGGACCCAUCUCACAAAAUGCUACUUAGAUUUCAGUUAUUCACCAUGGUUGGUUCAUUUCAGACAUAUGUAAAGCUAACUUCUGUAGCUAUAUCUGUAUUUAGUGCUGUUUUGACUUUUUUGUUGUUGUUGUUGACCCUCUGUUUAGUGUCUUUGGUUGCUUAAGCCCUCAAGUGGUCAUGUUCUUCGCAGAUACAUUUACUUGUUAAGGUGAUAAACCUUUCCACGAAAUACCUUUCCGAAGUGUCUAGUUCUCUUGACUGAUUUCUUUCUAUGUGAACUUUUUAUUAUGUAUUGAAAAUGUUAUGAUCAGUAGUUCAAUGAUAGAAAUUUUGGUG